Molecule: messenger RNA, 3423 nt
Organism: Dioszegia hungarica
Lineage: Eukaryota; Fungi; Basidiomycota; Tremellomycetes; Tremellales; Bulleribasidiaceae
Exons: 4
Coding region: 1-3423 (1140 amino acids)
Source: RefSeq, a predicted model, not a curated record
AUGAUGCGCCCUCCCCCACCUCCCUCUCGCCGCGCAGACUCCUCCUCUCCCCUCAAAUCCGGACCCAUGCCCCUCCCCAACCGGUCUUCCUCCCCACAACGGCCAAACCUCCAGCACCCUCGCCCUAUGCCCCUCCUCCCCUCUCUCACAAGCAUGUACCAGACCUCUCCCUUCCGCCCUUCUAGCGCGUCCAACAACGUCCACUCCGGCGGAAACGACCGAAACCACGCCUUCCUUCCUCCUUCCACUCCAGGACGGAGCGGUAGGAAGGAGACCCAGGAAGAGGAGGAGGAAGCAGAGUACGAGUCCUACACCCAGCCAUCGUCCGCGCAACCUCGACGCUCCCCUGCAGCGGCAGCAUCGGUCUCUCAGCUCUUCACUCAACCUCCUUCCCAGUCCCCAACUCAAGCCCAGUCCAGCGGGAUUCUCGUUCCCGAGACUGGCUUCCCUCCUCGUCAGCUCUCCGACCACUCUGUCCUCCAGAGCUUCUCGGGCAACUUCUCCCCUCUUACCGCCGUUCCCCCUCCAUCGCGCCAACCUCGACCUCGCGAGUCGCUCGUCCCCGAGACCCGGUCGCAGGCGCAGGAAGGAAACAGGGCUCUUGCGAGGAACGGCAGCCUCGUGGAUACGUAUCGCCCUCAGGAGUCAAUGCCGGUUAUGCAGCCGACCCAAUCGCAACGGCGGGAGAACCCAUGGAGUAUGGAAGAGUAUGGUCAGGGCGGAGGAUAUGGACAGGGCGGAGGAUACGGGCAGGACGGAGGAGCGGGGAGGUCCGCUAGCGUCAUGGGCAGGCCAUCCACCUCGAUGAGCAUGAGUACGCAGGGAGGAAGGACUACAGCGGCGCCGGGCGGCAGAGGGGCGGCGGGUCUCUUCCUGGCUUCGACUCAGCAGGGAGGGGCUGGGGGAAAGACGACCAGCGAGAAGAUCAUGGUUGCUGUGUCUGAAUGGUCGACAAAGAUACUCGAUAUGCUCGCCGAGGUCAAGAAGGAUCACAAGCAGAUCCGGGACCAGGUCCACGAGGUGCGAAUGGGCCAGGCGGCCUUGGCGACGAGGGAGGAGGUGGUUGAGGAGAUCACAUCGCAACUAUCGCCCGCUCUACACGAGUUCUUCCUAAAUCUUCACGUCAAGCUGGAGGAGCAGGUCUCGCCCCUGCCCGAAGACACGGCCAAGCUCGUUGCCGAGAAGAUACGGAAUAUCAUGACGGAGUUCAAGCAGGUGGAAGCGAGUCAGCGAUCGCAGGAGGAUAGUCAAGAGAAGCCGGUCGUCAAGCUAAUCGACCACCUCAUCUCCAAGCUCGACUCCGUCUCCCACAUCAGCGACUUCCUCAAGGGGUGUCAAGACCUUCCGGACGCUCUACGGGACGUGGCGAUCUACAGGCAGUCGAUGGACGUCGUAUCGGCUAUGGUUCAGGCUGGACCUGGACCGUCUUCGGCCCCUCGCCAGCCCGAGCAGCCGGCCCCGGUCGACAGCACCCUCCUAAGCGCAAUUCAGACCAGCAUCGACUCCCUCAAUCAGCAGCUCGGACAACACGUCGCCAACGUCCAAGCCAAUCCGGCGGACAGUGGAGUACUGGAAGCGAUCAUCCAGCUCGCGAGAGGACUGGACGACCUUCCGCGUCGGCUUCAGCAGCCUCCUCCUCCGCAAGCUACUGAGCCCCCUCAGCUGUCCAGUGAGGUUCACCACCUCCGGACCCAGGUCGAGACGCUAUCGGGCGACCUCUCGGCCAUCAAGGCUCUGCUCCAGCAGCAGCAGAGUGCUGUACCGGCGGCGGCCCCAGCGCCUCCUGCGCUGGACACGGAGGACCUCGUGGCUCGGGUCAAGGACGCUGUCCUGCGCGAUAUGCCUGUCUCUUCUCCCGCCAAGAAGCCAGCGGAGCAUCCAGUGACCGCCUGGGACUGGGACCGCUUCCGGGCGCCUACCGUCACCCCGCGUCUGGUCCUACGGCCCGCACCUCCCCAGGUGCAGCACAGCAAGGUCGCUUCGCCUCGACGUCAAGCCCAUGCGCCUCCCCAGAUCCAGAUGCCUCCGUCAUCCCCUCCCCUCGCGCCCACCCCAGACCCGCCGCACGAGCACGCCGACUCGGACUCCCAGCUCCAGCUCACGGAGACGGAGAUGAGUCAGACUCAUACACAUUCUCAGACGCAAACGCAAGACUACCCUACGCCUGUCUCGAACGCCCGACCUCGUACUCGCUCCAUCACCACCCAUGGUCGACCUCUCCUCCAGCCACUCUUCACUGGCGGCUCAUCCAUCACCAUCCAGCCCUCUACUUCCUCCACCCUCAUCGCCUCCACCGCUACCCUCGUUGGCUCUACCACCACCGGCAUCGGCUCAGAGACCACCCUCGUCGGGUCUGCAACCUCACUCGUCGGCGCGACCUCCAACCCGGCGAACCCUCCCGCUAGCGUUAGCUUCCAAGGCGGACAGUUCCGCAUCAAUACCGCCGCUGGCCCAUCUGACGUCUUUGGCAGUAUCCGCGCCACGUCCAGCGUCCGGCCAUAUGUACCCUCCUCUCCCGCUGUAGCGAGCAGUAUGGGCGUCAGCGUCGAAGCGGAGGAGGCGGAAGAUGUCGACGGGUAUGAUGACCUCUUUGAUGGUCCAGGGGGUCUUGGUGUGAAGCAGGCUGGGGUAGGGCCGAAGGGGAAGGGCAAACGAGCUGCAAGCGGGCCAGACACGGCGACUCCGGCUCCAGCGGCAAAGAGGCGGGUCAGGACGCGCACGUCCGUUGCCAAGUCGACUACUCCUGCCGUGGCUCCUCCUAUGGCGGCGGCUGCAGCUCCGGCUACGGCUGCCGCCUCAGGCAGUACGUCCCGCCCCUCGUCUAAAUCCACCUCACCCGCCAAAUCCUCGGUCCCCGCCUCAUCCGCUGCCGCCGUCGGCCCCGAUCUGCCCGCCGGCGCUUCUGCUCCUCGCCGACACAACCGUCAGAUCAUGCGGCUCGACUCGGACUCCUCCCCGGAAUUCAUCAUCACGGGCGGCUUCAAGCGUUCAGAGCGGAUCCAAGCGAAAAGCACUGCCGACGACAACCCUAUCUACAAGUCCGACUCUCAGGGGUCUUCCAAGGGCAGUUCGGCGUCCCCGAGCAAGCGGACGCGUACCAUCUCCAGAGCGGUCAAGCAGGAGCUCAUCGACAAUGCCGCAGCCAAUGCCACCUCGGGCCCGUCGGGCGCUCAGGACCAGUCACCGAGCGAGAGCGACUCGCUCAACUCGACCGGAUAUCAUCCGGGUGCAUCGCAGGCUACUAUCCCUAGCUCGGUCCCGCCACUCUCGGCUGCGGGCGAAACGCAGGUGAGCUCGGACGAGGCGUCUCAGUCCCUGCGUCCCCCGCCGAGGGACCCCGCGCCGAUGGCAGCUGGGACAAAGUAUACUCGGAAGAAGCGGUACGAGAAUAUCUCGACGGGCUCGGACGACGAGACGCCGUGA